Molecule: messenger RNA, 5586 nt
Organism: Oryzias melastigma (Indian medaka)
Lineage: Eukaryota; Metazoa; Chordata; Actinopteri; Beloniformes; Adrianichthyidae
Product: rho-related BTB domain-containing protein 2
Exons: 10
Coding region: 247-2409 (720 amino acids)
Biological process (GO): small GTPase-mediated signal transduction
Molecular function (GO): GTP binding; GTPase activity; protein binding
Source: RefSeq, a predicted model, not a curated record
GCGCCUGCCUGCCUAUUAUUAGCUAAGGCCUUACAGUAAGUGGAGAUGGCUCCAUGACGGUCCGGGCUGACUCUCUGCAGCACAGCCGCACACGUAAAGCCAGCCUCCUCCGUCGCGCCCAUCGCUCUGAUCUAAAGGACAUUUCCUCCCAGCAUCUGCUCUCGACCGGCUGUUUUAAAUCCUGAUUCAACUUCGCCUCGAAGAUGAAGCUAAACGCGACCGGCGGUCAGGUGCGAACCUCGUCCCAUGGAGCGCUGCAUUAUACCUCGUUCAUGGAGCAGCCCGGUGCAGCACUUCCUUAUGUUGCGGUCCCAGUUGACAGAUUCUGAUAUGGACUAUGAGAGGCCAAACGUUGAAACUAUCAAGUGUGUAGUGGUUGGAGACAAUGCAGUUGGGAAGACCCGUCUUAUCUGUGCCAGGGCGUGCAAUGCAACUCUAACUCAGUACCAAUUACUCGCGACACAUGUGCCCACAGUCUGGGCAAUUGACCAGUACAGAGUAUGCCAAGAGGUAUUAGAGCGCUCCAGAGACGUAGUGGACGAUGUUAGUGUUUCUCUCCGGCUCUGGGAUACUUUUGGGGACCAUCACAAGGACCGGCGUUUUGCAUACGGCAGGUCUGAUGUUGUGGUACUAUGCUUCUCAAUCGCCAAUCCCAACUCCUUGUACCACGUCAAGACCAUGUGGUACCCCGAGAUCAAACACUUUUGCCCACGUGCACCUGUCAUCCUAGUCGGCUGUCAGCUGGAUCUGCGCUAUGCGGACUUGGAGGCAGUGAACAGGGCACGGAGACCUUUGGCCAGACCCAUAAAAUCGAAUGAGAUCCUUCCUCCAGAGAGAGGCCGUGAGGUGGCCAAAGAGCUGGGUGUACCGUAUUAUGAAACUAGUGUUGUAGCUCAGUUUGGAGUCAAGGACGUCUUUGAUAAUGCUAUCCGAGCUGCGCUCAUCUCACGGCGACAUUUGCAGUUUUGGAAAUCUCACCUCAGAAAUGUUCAGCGGCCUCUCCUUCAAGCGCCCUUCCUGCCUCCAAAACCACCCCCUCCUAUAAUCACUGUGCCCCCUCCCCCAUCCACCACAGAGGAGCAUCCAGUUGGUCUUCUUGAGGACCCACACUGUGCUGAUGUCAUCCUGGUGCUGCAAGAGCGACAGAAAAUUUUUGCACACAAGAUAUAUUUGGCAACAUCUUCCUCAAAGUUCUAUGACCUCUUUAUUAUGGACACACAGAAUGAAGAGACUGAAAAGCCCCCCCGCGGUCCUCCCUCUGGUAGAGAACUGCUUAUGCGUGCUGCUAGCUUUGAUGUUUGUGAGAGCAACGACGAUGGAGACAGGGCCAACCUUAGGGCUUGCACCAGUGAUGGGACCUUGAAAGAUUCAGAGGGAGGCAGACGGGGACGGCUACUUUCCUCAUGGAGUCGAGCCUUCGUCAGCAUCCAGGAGGAGCUAGUGGAUGAUCCUGUGACAUACAGCCCCAGGCUCAUGACAGUGGUGCAUAUGGACCAGUCCAUGCAGCCGGGACCAUUUCGAGCAGUACUUCGCUACCUGUAUACUGGUCAGCUGGAUGAGAAUGAAAAAGAGCUGAUGCAAAUUGCACACAUUGCUGAGCUUUUGGAAGUUUUUGAUCUGCGGAUGAUGGUGGCAAACAUACUUAACAACGAAGCCUUCAUGAACCAAGAAAUCACCAAAGCCUUCCAUGUGCGCCGCACUAACAGAGUUAAAGAAUGUUUGGCUAAAGGCACAUUUUCUGAUGUAGUAUUCAAGCUUGAUGAUGGGACAAUCAUGGCCCACAAGCCUCUACUCAUCUCUAGUUGUGACUGGAUGGCAGCUAUGUUUGGCGGGCCUUUUGUGGAGAGUAGCACCAAAGAGGUGCUGUUUCCCAACACAACUCGCAGCUGUAUGAGAGCUGUGCUGGAAUAUCUCUACACCGGGAGGUUUUGUUCACGGUCUGAUCUGGAUGCAAUGGAACUCAUUGUUCUCGCCAAUCGUCUUUGCCUCCCCCACCUGGUUGCACUCACAGAGCUCUACACUGUAACAGUAUUGACAGAGGCAGCAAUGAUGGGGACAGACAUUGAUGGAGAUGUGUUAGUGUACCUGGAUGUUGCCCAGUUCCAUGGGGCCUAUCAGCUAGCAGGAUGGUGUCUGCAUCACAUCUGCACCAACUACAACAGCGUCUGCCGCAAAUUUCCCCGAGAUAUGAAAGCCAAAUCUCCAGAGAACCAAGAGUACUUUGAGAAACAUCGCUGGCCACCUGUUUGGUACUUGAAAGAAGAUGACCACUACCAAAGGGCUCGCAAAGAGCGGGACAAGGAGGACUAUAUGUACCAGAGAAGGCAAUGUAAACGCAAGUGGCUCUUCUGGAACCUUCCCUCUUCCCCAAACUCAAACUCUCCUUCAGGCUCUUCAGCUAUCAUCUAAUCAAGUGGUAAGGGUGGAUGCAGUCUGGAAAAUACUGUGUACAAGUCAUUAAAAAUAUCAUAAAAGAUAACCUCUGCUUGCUUGGAACACUCAAAUGGUCAGGCACUCUGCUUCUACUGCUGCAAACAAUGCUCCCAAUGUUGUGAGGUCCUGAUAAAAGUAGUGAUUUUUUUGGUAAAUGUAGAGUUUCAGCUUUAGAUAUACUUAAGUUGAGUUUUGAGUUUUAAGAACAGUGUCAUGGAAAGAUAGAAAUUUCACCUCAUCGUCAGUUAACCUCAACUAAGAACCAAGUGCUGCUUACCAGCUGCAACAACCAGCAGUUCAACACAGAACCUACAGUCUCAGAGAUACAACACUUUGCCCUUAAGUGUUUGCACAAUCUUCCAGAUGAUAUGAUCUCUCAAACAGGAUGUAACAAUAUGUUCAGAAACCAUUACUGAAGUUGCUUAUUCUAAUCACUCAUCCUAAUUGAAACAAUGGAAAAUGUAUUAUUGUUUUUCUUCUGUUUUGGCAUUUUUAUGUGUAUAACUUUCAAAACUAAAAGUGGUAUAAGUCCGGAUGCACUGCAUUUAUAUAUUGUGAUCUUGUGAUUUAUGACCUCUUGUGAUGAAAGGGCUUUAGUUUACAUGAAUGUGUUAAGUUUGCUCUUUUUCAAGAGAUCCUAAAUCAAAGAAAAAAAAAGGUUUUCUGUACGAUGCAAACAAAAACAAACCACUAUGUAUGUCUUGCUUAAUGUAACUUUCUAUCGUACAUAUUUUACAAUUAUUUUGUUAUGUUUCAAAUGAUAACAACGAAUUGGUUUCACAAAUUUGAUUUUAUUUUUAGUUAAAGAAGUUAUUUUAAUAUUUUUUCAUGUGUUACCUCAAUCUGUCUUGCUGAGAUUGAUAAGUUUUUAAAGAUUUACCCUAGCUAAUUACAGAGUUCCCUUACUUGUUUGUUUUACAUAUGGAAGCUUCCUCACAUCAAGAUGAGGUUUGUCAAUAUUUUACACACUUGAAGCAUUUGCUUGACUCCAGAUGUUGACAUGAGUCAUUCAAAAAAGUUUGAGUCGCUUCUGUGCAACUUGUUUGAUGGGUAUAAAAAGGGGACAGAGGAAUAUGAAAAAAAAAAACAGCAACUCAUAUCAAAGCACUUUUUUCUUUUUAUAUUUUCCAUACAUCAAAUUGUAUGUUGUCUGAUGAUUUUACUUGAUUGUGAAAUGGUUUUCAGAAUAUGUUGUAUCAGAAGCUAUAGUUUGCAGUGUGAACAUGCAGUAUUGUAAAUUGUAUUCAAUAUCAGCUGAUGACAUGCAUCAUUUUAAUGUGCUGUUACAGAAUACUGUGCACUGCAGGCAGUGAGCAGAUUCCUUUUUUCUUACUGAGUAAUGCUGACUGUAUACUUAUUUGACCUGUGCUUCUUUGCUGCGCAGCCGCAAAUGACUGAAAGUAACUGAAACAUGCAUUGACCUCCGGCCAUGUCUCUCAUGCAUAUAGUGAGGCGAUUCACUUUCACGGGCGAUAAUUAGUGAAAUAGCUUAACAGUGCAAAGUACAGUAGAAAUAUGUGGACAAAAAUGAUAUAGAGAUGUGUGCGUCAUCUAUAAAACAUGCUGCUGUUAGCAUACCUGUAAAUCCUGAGUGCAGUGUUUGCUUAUACCACAUUCAUUAUGGGAAAGCUUCUUUUGUUUCUAUAAGGGAUGGGUUGUUCUUUUUCAUCUUGCUCAUCAAACAGAACCCAACUAUUGUGUAAAAUUGGAGCAAAUCAGUUCACAGGGAUGGUUGAUUAUCACCCAAGAAAAAACAUAAAUUAAUAGGAAUUCUAAAAAUAUUGUUAUACAACAGGUAAGAGGUAAAAUAAUGGUAUUGCUUACCUUGGAAAUGAAGUUUACUUUAAUUCUUAGUGUUGAAACCUUCAAAUCUUUCUGAAAGUUAAUCACAUCAGUUCAGUCGUUGGAAGAUUUAUCCUGCAAAACAUUGUGCUUUGUUUUGCAGUACCAGAAAUUCUGAAUGUUCCAUUUGAGUAAUGUCCAUGUCACGAUUUAGUGUAAAACCGUGUCGAUAAAAUGAUCUAUAUUGUUCUGCUGUAAGGUUCACAAACAUACAUUCAUUUCUCAGCGAUCCUUCUGUUGAUGUGUUUGCAUUGACAACACCCCAUGCCUUAAUGUACAGUGUAAGGUAUAAUGUGGUAUUGAAUGUAAAGUAGUGCGACCAUGUUUAUUUGCCACAUCUUCAGCUGCCAUGGUGCUGUUCAGGCUGUAAUGUAACUGUGCACAAUCUGUGUUUUGGUUGUAAAGCAGUGUGUUGGUUUGUCAUUUGAGGAGUUGGAUGUGUGUGCUUUAGUUUCAGAUGUGUGUAGGCUUUAUGUGCAUUUUACUACCAGCAUCCAUUAAUUCAACUAAUCAGUAAGGUCUUAUUAGACUAGAACAAAGACAUUAUCAAAUAUUGAACAUAAAAUGAGUGCAGGGACUUUAAAUUCAUAUCAUUAUUUAACGCUUCUUCAACAAGAUUCAGCUCCAAGAGAAAGGCUGACACAAUAUGUGUAUCAUGAGUUAAGAUUCUACAUCAAAUAUGUAAAUAUAUAUGGUGACCUCUGCAAAUCACAGCUGGCGUAGCAACUUACACAAUCUAUUGCAUAACAUAGACAGUUUUGUACAAAGCAUAUUCAAAUGUUUGACUUUGAAAACAACAAACUUGCACUGCUUUGUAGCACGAUGUUCUCUUCAAAUUGUAUGAAACUGCAUUGCGAUAUUGUUAGAUAAUUAAACUGAAAUUCAGGUAAGACAAAAAGGAUUAGAUCAUAAAGUACAGAGAAGCUGUAUGUGGGGCCCUUUCCUGUGUGUUUAGGUGCUAUCACCGCUGCAGAGAAGCACAAACCAAAGCAAGUUUUAGCAGCACCAAGAUCAUAAGAAUACAUGCUGCACAAUCACAACUACAUAGUUUAAAGAGGCCUUUUCUAAACACGAUUGAAAUCAAUUUAAAAAAUCUACACCAACAACAGUUAAAUAAUAGUAAUAAAAAAAGAAAAACUUGAAUGUUUUUUCAGUGUUUGAAACCUGGUUAGUUUUUCAGUAGUCUCCAGGUAUUUUUUUUUUUCUCAAAAGCUGUUUUUAUGAUUUUGCAGCUGUAAACCUAAAAUUCUGUAGCAUGUAUUGUUCAAAACAUGUAAAUAAUAUUUACUAAAUAAACAAAGCAAACUAUAA